Dermochelys coriacea (leatherback sea turtle) is the source of this 5079-nucleotide messenger RNA. It is a transcript of the gene MAPK4, whose product is annotated as mitogen-activated protein kinase 4. NCBI's taxonomy places the organism in Eukaryota, Metazoa, Chordata, Testudines, Dermochelyidae. Gene Ontology annotation, molecular function: MAP kinase activity; ATP binding. The coding region runs from base 1374 to 3116 and encodes 580 amino acids. Gene Ontology annotation, biological process: intracellular signal transduction; protein phosphorylation; cell surface receptor signaling pathway. The transcript is spliced from 6 exons. The record is from RefSeq and is a predicted model, not a curated record. Gene Ontology annotation, cellular component: cytoplasm; nucleus.
CAUUGGCAGCUGGGAACCGUGGAGGAUUUGAAUGCAUGGAGAGAUCACUGGAUUGGAACCACACAGGGACAAGCUGGGUUUGGAAAGGAGGAACCUCCUGCCCGGCUUGGGAUUGGCAGGAGUGAUGCCCCCAACUUUUGAAUGGGGCAGUGGCUGCUCAGGCUGUGAUUUGUAACAAAGGAGCAGAUCUCGAAGUUGAGCUACCGAGGAAGGAUAGAGGGGGAGUUACGCAGAGGCCGCUGAAGCUGUGAUGAGCCUGGAAUUCCUGCUGAACCACCAAGAAGGCAGAAGCUGAAAUGAUGAAAACUUUCAGAGUGGCACACGCACUGCUUCAGGAGAUUGGCAGAUUUCUGCGGGUUUCAGCAGUUGGCGCUAACAAUCCCCUGCAUCAGAGCAGAGAGGGACUGGAGGAGGGCUGAGAACCACUGAGGGAUAGCCAGGCAGUAUGAUGCAGGAAACUCCACUAGCAAUAAAUGUUACAACCGGCUAUAAAGAUCAAAUGACACUUGGGUUGGUUAACAAAAGAUAUACAAGGGGAAAGUGUUGGAAUAUUGAGCAUGGAAAUUUACUGUGCUGAGCUCAGCUGAUGAAAAGCAAAUUUCAGUCAGAAAAGCGGUUUACUUCUGUCAACCCUUCUGCCUAUCAAAUGGAAAAUGGGGCCUGUAUAUAGAAAGAGGGUGGCAGAAAGAAUAACAAAGUCUCGCUGAACUAUUGGCUUCAGAGAAAGAAAACUGACAUUCAAAUUCACCUCUGGAAAGUGUAGCUCUCCAGUUUGAAGGUUGUUUGAGGAAUUUGGGGCUGAAGGUCACAGCUGGAAACUAGCAGGAUCCGAAGCAAUUCUAGGUUCCCACAUUAAAUGCUGAAAUCUGCUAGCUUGACUCCACUGUGAAGCAACACCUGAAGUAAGUGAGAAUACAGAGACCUAGGAGAAAGGCUAAUUACAACAUCAGCUAGCCUAUUAUUUCAGUAAUAUAUUGUACACUUCAGAGAGAAAAAAGCGAGAGAGGCUGAAGAACUUAGCAGAGUGGAUCUUGGAUCUUUUAAUAGCCUCAAGAAAAAUAAACUAACUGUGUUUUGAUAGGAAGAACUAUUUUUUCAUUGUUUUUUCUGCAUUCCAAAUUUCAAAGCUCUUUGGAAAGUAUCCUCCCCUCCCCCCAUCUGUUUUGAAAUAUAUCAUUUUCCUCAGACAUCUAUUUUCACCAUUUCUGCGUAUCUGGAAGUCUCUUGUUUUGAAACUAUGGGCUUAGAACAAGCAACCCCCCCAGGUAUCUGUGGGUAAUAAUGACUUGCUUGGUUUCAAGAUACAUUUGUGAGCUGGAAGUUCUUCGCCUUGUUCAGUUUUUCAAGUGGUAAAGAAAGAACGGAGCCCAACGAUGGCAGAGAAGUGUGACUGUAUCGCUAGCAUGUAUGGCUACGAUCUGGGUUGCCGCUUUGUUGAUUUCAGGCCCCUGGGCAUUGGCGCAAAUGGACUGGUUCUGUCUGCGGUUGACAGCAAAAGCUGCCGCAAAGUGGCUCUGAAGAAGAUCACCAUCAGCGAUGGGCGGAGCAUGAAGCAUGCCUUCCGAGAGAUUAAGAUCAUCCGCCGGCUGGACCACGAUAACGUUGUGAAAGUGUAUGAGGUGUUGGGACCUAAGGGAGCCGAUCUGCAAGGGGAACUUUUCAAGUUUAACACAGUGUACAUAGUCCAGGAGUACAUGGAGACUGACCUGGCUCAACUGCUGGAGCAAGGAACACUGACUGAGGAACAUGCCAAACUCUUCAUGUACCAGCUGCUGAGAGGGCUGAAGUACAUCCACUCAGCUAAUAUACUGCACAGAGACCUCAAGCCUGCCAACAUUUUCAUCAGCACAGAAGACCUGGUGUUGAAGAUUGGCGACUUUGGGCUGGCAAGGAUUGUAGAUCAACAUUACUCUCAUAAGGGUUAUCUUUCUGAAGGCUUAGUAACAAAAUGGUAUCGAUCUCCACGCCUGCUCCUCUCACCGAACGCCUACACCAAAGCCAUUGACAUGUGGGCGGCAGGGUGCAUCCUGGCGGAAAUGCUCACGGGAAAGAUGCUGUUUGCUGGGAAUCAUGAAUUGGAACAGAUGCAGCUCAUUCUGGAGACGAUCCCCGUUGUCCAUGAAGAGGACAAAGAGGAGCUGCUCAAAGUGAUGCCAACUUUCAUCAACAGCACCUGGGAAGUGAAGAAACCUUUACGCAAGCUGUUUCCGGAAUUGAAUGGCGAAGCUAUUGAUUUUCUGGAGAAGAUCCUGACAUUUAACCCCAGGGAUCGAUUAACUGCAGAGAUGGGUUUGCAGCAUCCUUACAUGAGCCCAUACUCCUGCCCUGAAGAUGAACCAAUUUCUCAGCAUCCGUUCCGGAUUGAGGAUGAGAUUGAUGAUAUUUUACUGAUGGAAGCCAACCAGAGCCAGAUGUCCAACUGGGACAGGUAUCAAGUAAGUCUCUCUUCUGAUUUGGAGUGGCGACAUGACAAAUACCAUGAUGUAGAGGAGGUACAACGGGACCCACGAGCAGGAUCUGACUCCAUUGCUGAAGAAGCACAAGUUGAUCCACGCAAAUAUUCUCAAAGCAGCUCAGAGAGAUUCUUGGAGCAAUCACAUUCCUCAAUGGACCGAAUGUUUGAUGUUGAUUAUGGGAAAUCAUGUGAUUACAAAGUGGGGUCACCUUCCUACUUGGACAAGCUGCUAUGGAGAGACAAUAAGCCCCAUCACUACUCAGAGCCCAAACUUAUCUUAGACUUGUCACACUGGAAAACAGCAACUAUAACACCCACUGCAGAGUUAUCACUGGAAGAAGAACCAUCUAACCUCUUUCUAGAGAUAGCUCAAUGGGUUAAGAGCACACAGUCAGGGCUUGAAUGCCCUAGUCCUCUUCCAGAGCUUCAAGAACAGAGUCUGCCAUCAUCUCCUCACCAUCAUCAUAAAGAAUCUAAGGAUGUAAACAGUGAAACAGACCCUCAGUUUGACUUGGAUGUCUUCAUCUCUAGGGCGCUGAAACUUUGCACAAAGCCCGAGGAUCUCCCAGACAAUAAGCUCAAUGAUAUCAAUGGGGCUUGUAUUUCAGAACACCCUAAUGAGAUUGUACAAACAGAGGUGUUUCAGAAAGAGAGGUGGUAAAGAAACAAUGUCUGAUAUUCACGGCUAAUCUCUUUGUAAGUCUUUGAUAAUGCAUCAGUUACCCUAUAGUGAACAGUAAUUAACGUUUGAUCUAUCAUUGAACAUGUCAGUUUCUUACAGUAUAAUGAAUGCCUUUUUAUUAAAAGGCGAGCACAAACCAGGAACCCCUUUUGAUGCCUCAAAAAUACACUUAAAGGAGUCAAGAGGUAUGAAUGAAAUAUUGAGUUUCUUAUGCUGCCUUAACAAUCUUGCCUUGUAACUUCUGGGACCUAUUUGGUACUUCAAUGUACAAUGGAGAGAUGACUGUACAAGUUUACAAACAGAAGUUGAAUCAACUUCCUUUUUUAUAUAUAGCAUCUUAAAGGAAUAAGGAUGAAGGGGAGUCCCUUCAUUAUGGUCGGACACUCCCCUGCUUUGACAGGUUCUUUACACGUUGAACCAAAGGACUUCUUUGAUGAACUCAUCUGAGUAUUGUCUGUACAAAAAGGAGUAAUGUAAGGGAAUCUCUUUCCAUAAUUAGUCCUAUAUCCACCUUUGACCAAAUUCUGCCUUUAAUCAGGAAAUAGAGGUUGGAAGAAUCUAACUAAGGACAGAAUUUGGCCAUCAGGACAGAAAAUGAGGCUGCAAGAAUAUUAAAUAUUAAAAAUGAGGGGAAAGAAUUUGACCCACGGUAUAUGGGUCAUUUUGGUUUUCUCAUUGGGAGAGAGAAUUUUCACUAAUAAGCACAUUCUUCUAAUCUGGUUCCUCAUAUAAACAAGUCUUUCCUUCUGAAGUCUAGAUGUGGAUCUGAAGUCUGCCAUUUUUAGAAGACCCAGCACCAUAACUAUGGGUGGAUGAAUUAAAAAAACAUAAUGCAGCAAAACUUAUUGUAAGCAACUGCUCAAAGGACCAGCAAAUACUGGCAGUGUGGUCUGCAAGGGAGGAGAGAGUUGGAAAUUAGGGAGUACUGAGUUAUGAUCCUGGGUCUUCCACUUACUUGCUAUGUAGCCUUAGGCAAGUCACUUAAUGUCUCCAUUACAAAUUUUCCAUCUGCAAAAUAGGUAUAAUAAUAUCUUGCUCACAUAGAUGUUGGAUGGGUAAAUUAGCUGCAGUUUGUACAGUGCUUUGAGAAGCCACAGUACUAUAUAAGUGCUAAGUAUUGUUACAUCAUUUUUCUAACAGAAAUUGGUGGUCUUUGGCUAAAAUCUGAACAAAAUUGUACUGGAAACAUUCAAGAUACGUUCAAGUGGUCACUUAAACCAAUGGUUUGGCUGUUGGAGAUGGUCCUCUGUGCAGGCUGUACAACAGGGACCAGAAAGGAAAGGUGAUCCCCUUACUGGUGGCAUUAGAUUCUUACACUGUUUGUGUGUGUGUGUAUAUAUAUAUAUAUAUAUUUCUUAUACUCUGUGUGUGUAUGUAUAUGUAUAUAUACAGUGUGUAUAUAUGAAAUAUAUACACGUCAGUUAUGAAGAAAUAUUCAGAUCUUUUCAAGGCCCUUUGCUUUCAGGUUCCUUGGAAGGUAACUAAGUCAGUAGAAAAACAACACUGCUUUGUAAAUAACUAUAACCACAACUGAUCUAUUGUAGGUUCUGUUUUCAUCCACACUUCUGAGCACCUUAAUAACUAAUCAGCUAACUAGAAUUUGUAAAUUGAAUAAAUGUUAUAUACUUAUAUUUAAUCAGCCGGAUCAAAUUUUAAAAAAUGGAAAACAUGUAAAUAGUAAGUGUUUAAAAAAAUAUGUAUUAUUCUUGUCAUCCUGCCAUUUUGUUUUCCAGCAUGACGGCAUUACUUUUAUUUGUAAAAGAUAAACUACUGAAGGUUCAUAUGUCACAUUACAUAUUAUUUUUACCCUUUUGAAAAAUGAUCUUUUAAAUAUUGUGAGAUGUGAAGGAAAAUCUUAUGAGGAUUGGCUGAAAGACUAACUAAUGCAGCAUUUAAUACUACUAACCAACAUUUCUUGGUGGAAUUAGGAUUUAGGGACAGG